Molecule: messenger RNA, 594 nt
Organism: Mycotypha africana
Lineage: Eukaryota; Fungi; Mucoromycota; Mucoromycetes; Mucorales; Mycotyphaceae
Exons: 2
Coding region: 120-503 (127 amino acids)
Molecular function (GO): zinc ion binding; nucleic acid binding
Source: RefSeq, a predicted model, not a curated record
UAUUACUGAAUGAUCAGCUUUGUAACUUUUGUAUUUCUUUUGGAAAAAAUUCACUUCAGUCCUUCCUUCUUCUGUAAAUACAUACCUCUACUUUUAAUCAUUCAAUAAAAUAGCCAAAUAUGACCCGUUACACCAAAAUGGGAAGAAAAACGUUUGUAAAAUCUUCUGCUGAUGAAGGAGGGUUCAACGUUACCCCACUUUUACCCACCAAAAAGAAUGGCAAUAAGAACAACAACAACAACAACAACAACAACAACAACAACAACAACAACAACAGAAAUUUCAACAAGAACGGCAAGCGCACCAGAAGUGGCCAGGCUGAUAAUGAUAGCUUUAACAGAAACUCAAAAAGGGCCAAAGAAGUAUGUUUUGCUUGUAGAAAACCUGGCCAUUCAGUUAACCGCUGUCCACAAAAUAAAGAACAUGCCAACAUUUGCUAUAACUGUGGCACUACCGAACAUAGACUGAAAGAUUGUAAAAAACCUAGAAAAGGAAGUGAGUAAUAGCUUACCGUAUGCGAAAUGUUUUGUUUGUAAUGAGGAAGGACAUUUAGCGGGUCAAUGUCCAAAAAAUGAAAAAGGUUUAUACCCCAAU